Molecule: messenger RNA, 3322 nt
Organism: Lepus europaeus (European hare)
Lineage: Eukaryota; Metazoa; Chordata; Mammalia; Lagomorpha; Leporidae
Product: zinc finger protein 764-like
Exons: 3
Coding region: 168-1388 (406 amino acids)
Biological process (GO): regulation of transcription by RNA polymerase II
Cellular component (GO): nucleus
Molecular function (GO): RNA polymerase II cis-regulatory region sequence-specific DNA binding; DNA-binding transcription activator activity, RNA polymerase II-specific
Source: RefSeq, a predicted model, not a curated record
GGCUCGUGGUUUUCAGCCACUCUAGCAGGCCCUCGAGAGGCCGGGUCCUGUUCCUUCGCGGUCCUAACGCCCGCCGUCCCGCACUAAGGCCUGGGCUCCCGGAAGUUCCGCACGGACAGGCCCGGCCAGGGGAGGCGGCUGGCCGGUGGCCGGGGCUUGCAGUUUCCAUGGCGCCACCUCUGGCCCCGCUCCCCGUCCGGGAGCCAAACGGGGCCGGGCCCCGGUGCAGGAAGCCCGGGGCUGUGAGCUUCGCGGACGUGGCCGUGUACUUCUCCCCGGAGGAGUGGGGGUGUCUGCGGCCGGCGCAGCGGGCCCUGUACCGGGACGUGAUGCGGGAGAACUACGGCCUCCUGGACGCGCUCGGAGGCGGAGGCACCAAGCCAGCGCUCAUCUGCUGGGUGGAGCGAGACUCCGAGCUGUGGGGUCCGGACGCCCAGGAUCCAGCGGCGGCAGCGGCUCGGGGGUAUGGGACAGAUUCCAGAAACCAGGAAGAGGGAGGACGAGGGCAAAGGAUUGAAGCCCUGGAGAAGACCCUUGCUGCGGAUCCCGCGCCUCCAGGGCCGAAGGCUGCCCGAGCGCCCUCUGCUAGGCUUCCUUAUGGCUCGGAGCAGCGGUCCAAGCCGCCUCGCCGGGGCCGCCCUCCACUCGGUGCCCACCCCCCUGUCCCCCGAGCGGACCAGCGGCACGGCUGCUACCUGUGCGGGAAGAGUUUUGCGUGGCGCUCCACGCUGGUGGAGCACCUGAACACGCACACAGGGGAGAAGCCGUUCCGCUGCCCCGACUGCGGCAAGGACUUCUGCCGGGCGUCCGCCUUGAGCAAGCACCGGGCCAUCCACCGCGGCGAGCGGCCCCACCGCUGCCCGGACUGCGGCCGGGCCUUCACCCAGCGCUGGACUCUCACCACGCACCUGCGGGUGCACACGGGCGAGAAGCCCUACCGCUGCGCUGACUGCGGCCGCUGCUUCAGCCAGAGCUCCGCCCUCUACCUGCACCAGCGCGUGCACAGCCGCGAGACCCCCUUCCCCUGCGCCCACUGCGGCCGCGCCUUCGCGCAUGCUUCGGACCUGCGGCGCCACGUCCGCACCCACACCGGCGAGAAGCCCUACCCGUGCCCGGAAUGCGGCCGCUGUUUCCGGCAGAGCUCUGAAAUGGCAGCCCACAGGCGGACCCACAGCGGCGAGCGCCCUUACCGCUGUCCUCAGUGCGGCAGGUGCUUCGGUCAGAAGUCAGCUAUGGCCAAGCACCAGUGGGUCCAUCGGCCCGGAGCCGGGGCCCCCAGGGGCCAGGGGGCCCGUGGGCUGUCCGUGUCCCUGGCUCCUGGCUCUGGGGACUUGGAUCCUCCUGUGGGCUUCCAGCACUACCCAGAUAUAUUCCAGGAAUGUGGGUGAUGGCCUUCAGAAUAACAAGGCAGACAGAGAUGAUCUAGACCUUGACCAGGGUCCCAGAUGGGCUCAAGGGCCUGAACCGCUGCAAGGGGCGGGGCCUCUAGGGAGCUCCCAGAGGCUGAGGCUGUCCUUGGCCCUGGCCAGCUCCAACAGCUUCAACUUCACCUUGCUCCCCGCUGUUGCAGAUUCUAGAAGCCACCCUGUUGCUAAGGCAGGGGUGAGGUGAGACACCCCCCCCCCCCCAAGCCCACCCCGCCCCCUGGGGAGAAAAGCUGUCAUCAGCUCAGAAGCGUUAGGAGCAUCGAGGUGGAGGAGAACCCGUUACCUGUUGUCUUUGUACUGUGCAGGUGACGAAUGGAUGGCCAUGUACAGACCCUGGCCCACGGCCGCCUCCUUUAUUUAUUUAUUUAUUUUGGCCCAGGCAGUAGUUUAAACUUCAGGAAGGAGCGGUGGAGAUUCUGAGUUGGGUAUUUCAUACAAGAACCGAGGUUUCUGGCCUCUCUGGAGAAACCCAAAGGUUGGCAACUCGACCUCUGCUCCCAUGGAACCAUGGCUGGCAGGAACAGAACAGCAGCUCCCCCUAACGCCUCAUCAGUUGGGGGGGGGGUGCUGGACUCAGAGCCGGAGGUCCCCAUUCACUGGGACCCCUCCUGAGCAACAGCUGGCCUUGUAUUUUCCACCUGUCUGUCUGACCUGCUGGGUGUCCGAAGUCGCGGGAGCUGGCGGAGCACCGGGAUAGCAUCCGUGGGUGUGGGCAAGGCUGCCCUAGAGAAGUAAAAGCGGGCUGUGUGCCUCAGAUCUGUGCCUUGGUGCGCGUCCUGUGCAUCAGCUCGUGUCACCCUCAUGCCUGCCUAGGAAAGGAAACCCUAUCAGGACUGAAUCCCGCACCAGCUGGGAUGUGUGCCAGGCUCGGGGACGCCACCUCCCCGGCCCCGUCCUCCUUGGGCCUGCCUGGGAACCCUGUGGCCUGGUGUCCCUCGGCCAUCCUAGACACAGCCAAGAAGGCCUGAUGACCUGUUGAAGUUGAAGGCGACCAUAGCUUUUCUGUUUUCUGUCCUUUUUUUUUUUUUAGCUGGGGACACCCAGACUAGGAAGGGCAGGCUGUCCAAGGUCACACAGUGACCUCCAGGGUGUGUUGUCGCAACUGCUGUCUUCGCCAGCAUCAGCCAGGGCUCUGGAGGCAGCAUCUGCCUGCCCCCUUUAACACUGAGACGGCCCAGCCUGGUGGGAUCUGACGACACAGCCACAUAACAGACUCGGGCAAGGGAGAACCCCGCCUGCAAGGGAAGGCAAAGCUGGCAGCUCCACUCUUUUUUUUUUUUUUUGUCCAGCUGCUGGGAACAGCCGGGCGUGGGCAGACUGUCCUGCCUCUGGGCCACUGCCCCUCAGCAGUAGCAGGGGCUUAGGUCCUCGGCUGCCCGGUGCAUUCUCCCUGUUCAUCCGUCUCGGCCCUGUGUCCCGCCUGUCUUGGGAAGGGCUAUCAACUUAGAGAAACUUCUACGGAAAAAGGGAGUGUGAGAACCCUGAAUCCACACGGGGCCAAGACAUCUCCACCCCCCAGCCCUCACUCUUCCCUGGCGUCAGAAAAACAAAACACAGAGGCGGCGCGCUCCGGAGAGCCUCACCGUUCCCAUAACUGUCCCAGCUACGAACCAGGCCUGGGAAAACGUUCUGUGCCUCUCUGUUCCCAUUGCUGCCUCGCGAAACUCCCCGUGUCAACAGCGUCCUGUCUCACGGCAGCUUGACCCAAGUCUGAAGCCCCAGCCCUACACAUAAGCCUCAAGUUCCUCUCCCUCUGAGGCUGCUCCCGCCAGUUCUUGCCCUAAUAAACUUUCCUUGCUCAGCAUGGUGGUCUUGGCUGUCGUUCUCGGUCACGGUUAAAAAACCUAACGGGGAGAAAACCUGCAUUCCAACCCAGUCUUCACAUCUGACCAUGC